Molecule: messenger RNA, 189 nt
Organism: Phytophthora sojae
Lineage: Eukaryota; Oomycota; Peronosporomycetes; Peronosporales; Peronosporaceae
Exons: 1
Source: RefSeq, a predicted model, not a curated record
AUGGGAAAAAAAGAAACUCAAUCUGUCGCUCAGUACUUGCGACAGAUUCACCCUGUAAGCUGGCCCAAGUUUGGUAAUGAUAAGCUCACCCCGGACGAAACCUCGGUGGUGCGAGCUGAAUGGGGGUCUGUAGAAGCCUUGGGGGAUGGAUGUCCUCUUUUUGGAGGUAGAGCUACAAGUGCUGUAGAG